Molecule: messenger RNA, 663 nt
Organism: Bubalus bubalis (water buffalo)
Lineage: Eukaryota; Metazoa; Chordata; Mammalia; Artiodactyla; Bovidae
Product: keratin-associated protein 5-5-like
Exons: 2
Coding region: 1-663 (220 amino acids)
Source: RefSeq, a predicted model, not a curated record
AUGGGCUGCUCUGGCUGUUCCGGAGGCUGCGGCUCCAGCUGCGGGGGCUGCGGCUCCAGCUGCUGUGUGCCCGUCUGCUGCUGCAAGCCCGUGUGCUGCUGUGUGCCAGCCUGCUCCUGCUCCAGCUGCGGCUCGUGUGGGGGCUCCAAGGGGGGCUGUGGCUCCUGUGGGGGGUCUAAGGGGGGCUGCGGCUCGUGUGGAGGCUCCAAGGGGGGCUGUGGUUCCAGCUGCUGUGUGCCCGUGUGCUGCUGUGUGCCAGCCUGUUCUUGCUCCAGCUGUGGCAAAGGGGGCUGUGGCUCCUGUGGCUGCUCCCAGUCCAGCUGCUGCAAACCCAGCUGCUCCCAGUCCAGCUGCUGCAAACCCUGCUGCUCCCAGUCCAGCUGCUGCAAACCCUGCUGCUCCCAGUCCAGCUGCUGUGUCCCUGUUUGCUGCUCCCAGUCCAGCUGCUGCAAACCCUGCUGCUCCCAGUCCAGCUGCUGCAAACCCUGCUGCUCCCAGUCCAGCUGCUGCAAACCCUGCUGCUCCCAGUCCAGCUGCUGUGUCCCUGUUUGCUGCUCCCAGUCCAGCUGCUGCAAACCCUGCUGCUCCCAGUCCAGCUGCUGCAAACCCUGCUGCUGCCAGUCCAGCUGCUGUGCCCCCGUUUGCUGUCAGUGCAAGAUCUGA